Messenger RNA from Egretta garzetta (little egret), 3121 nucleotides. It is a transcript of the gene NME3, whose product is annotated as NME/NM23 nucleoside diphosphate kinase 3. The coding region runs from base 1 to 768 and encodes 255 amino acids. Lineage: Eukaryota; Metazoa; Chordata; Aves; Pelecaniformes; Ardeidae. Gene Ontology annotation, molecular function: nucleoside diphosphate kinase activity. The transcript has 5 exons. The record is from RefSeq and is a predicted model, not a curated record. Gene Ontology annotation, biological process: GTP biosynthetic process; CTP biosynthetic process; UTP biosynthetic process.
AUGUCAGAGGAUCAGCAGUGGCACUUGCAAGUGCCAGGAAUGAGCCAGGAUCCCAGGGACGCGCUGGUGGGCUGGUCAUUUUCUACCAAUGAAGCCCUGUGCCAUGAUCUAUGGAGUCCUGAUGGCCUGAACAUUUGCCCUGAGCAGGCAGAGCAGCUCUGGAAACAGACCCAGCCCUCCAUGAGGCACCUGGAGAGAAGGUAUUUCAGGCACUGCUAUUUCGGAGCUGUCCCAGGAAGCAAGUUCCAGAUCGCAGGGCCCGGGUUCGUCUCCUUCCCCUCACACCUCCGCCCUCUCCUUGCAGCUUACAGCCGGGCCGACGAGCGCACCUUCGUGGCCAUCAAACCGGACGGGGUCCAGCGGCACCUGGUCGGGGAGAUCAUCCGGCGGUUCGAGAGGAAGGGCCUGCAGCUGGUGGGGCUGAAGCUCCUGCAGGCCUCGGAGGAGCUGCUGAAAGAGCACUACAUCGCCCUUCGUGACCGUCCCUUCUACAGCCGGCUGGUGAAGUACAUGAGCUCUGGGCCCGUGGUGGCCAUGGUCUGGCAGGGCCUGGAUGUGGUCAAGACAGUUCGCACAAUGAUCGGGGAGACUAAUCCGGCCGAAUCCAGGCCCGGCACUAUCCGAGGAGACUUCUGCGUUGAAGUCAGCAAGAACGUGAUCCACGGCAGCGACUCGAUUGAGAGUGCCCGGCAGGAGAUCUCCCUCUGGUUCCAGCCAGAGGAGCUGACUUGCUGGGAGGACACGGCUGAGCACUGGAUCUACACGUGAGAAGAGCAGCCCGAGGGAAGUACCUGACAGGGCACAGGGCGUUGCCAUCCAUUUCAUCGCAGCUGCUUGGGCUGGCUCUGGCUCCUGCUGCGGUGUCGCGUGCUGUGGGGGUUUCUGUUCUGCGUGUGGGUGGAGGGGUCCUGGGAGCUGGUAUCUGUGUGUAGCUCUGCGGUCCAGCUGCCUGCAAGAGUAGCUAUUUCUUUUUUUCCUCUCUCUAUACUAUAGUAAGUAGUUGGUAUUGUUGCUCUUUGCUGCAGCAUCUUAAAUCCCAAGUAGCUCAAGGUAAUUUACUGAAAAACUGGGCUCUAUGCCUAUUCCUGUGUGUUCUCAGACCUGCCUGGCACAGGAGAACGUGUGCUCCUCGCUGCUGGGAGGUGCUCUGGUCACUACAAGGCGCUGUAAUCUGUAUCAUCUACCUGCAUUGCUCUAAGGGUCUUUGCCAAAGGUGCUUAAGGAACCGGGCUGCUCUGGGAUAAGGGGGAGAGUUUCCCCCCUGGGGUAAGAGCUCGUUCCAAGGCAAGGAAUGAGGGACAGGACAAACUGCUCACUCGCCCUUGGUGGGAGCUCUGUAUGCCAGGGCAGGUCACCUGGCUUCAGACAUGACUAGUGAGUCUGUGGAAGGACAACUUGCCAGAUGCUGUUAAAUGCACGGUUUCUCUGGCUCUGGUUCCUGGCUGUGGGCACUGGGAGCAGGGGAGCGGCUUCUCUGGGUCUGCUCUGGUUCUCUGCAGGCCUCCACUGCUGGCUGCACAGCCCCUGGCCCAGCCCAGCAGGGUCGGUCUCAUGCUGUACCUCCAUGGUGGCUGUCAUGUUCUGGUGAAGCAGCAGCGCUGUGCAAACCACAAGAAUAGAAGGGGGGGGGAGUGAGGUGGGGAAGGAUUUGUAGACUGGGGGCUCAGGAAGGACUAAGAGGACUAUUUAGUCCUCUUGUAUGCAGUGCAGGCUGUGGAGUCCUGGCACCGAGCUCUGGGAGAUCCCGAGAUCUUUCUUGUCUGAUGGUGGAGCUUCCCUGCUGGGAGGCUUUCUGGAGGAGUUGGACACCACCUUGAACUUGCUGUGAGCUCUCCCUGGAACAUCAAUCUCCCUUUGAGCCGUGUUGUGUCUGAGCUCCUCAUGCAGCCUUGCCGGAGCGUAAGGGCAGGGACAGUGACAUUGUGCCCUGCUGAGGGACAAGGUCCCCUGGGGCUUUCCUGCAUGUAGGCUCAGAUGUUUUGCCCAUGGCCUAAAAGCCUGUCUCUCUGCAGCUCCCUAGCUUUGUAGCUGCUGGGGAAGGAGUGCUGUUCUCUGGGGGCAGAGAAUAAUCUCACCCCUGCUCCCCCUCUGGGCUGGCCCCAAGGGCACUCAGCAGCGACACAGGAAUGAGCACUGAGGGGACAGAGGGUCUCCCUCUGGUGAGCAGGGCUCUCCUCAGCUCUUCCUGCCUUCGGGGCCUUCUCCAGGUGGCUGUUUACAGCUCUCAAUGUGCAACAGAUUCCCUUUGUUCCUGUAACUCAUCCAUUUGCUUUUUUUAUAAUAAACUCUGGGCAUUGGAAAGCAGAAGAGAGUUGAAAUAGAUGGCUUUUACCUAUCCUUUCCCUGGGUUUCCUCCCAGCACUGUCACUGGGAACGCAGAGCUCCAGCUGCUGCUGUUUCCCCUGCUCCUGUUACUGUCCUGCCAAGGCUGCGGCAGAGCUCUGCACCACUUGCGUUUAAUCCCCGAGCCCCACCAUCCUGUGCCUUUCUUUCCCACACCACCAAGCUUUAAGCAAAGGCAGAAUCAUAGACUGUCUCAAGUGGGAAGGGACCCAUAAGGAUCACUGAGUUCAAAAGCCAAGUGACCUCAGCUGCUCCUCCCAAGUCCUGCCCUCGGGGCCUGUCGCCCUCCUCUGAUGUGACACCGUUUGCCAUAACUCUGUCGGGCAAUUCCUCGCCCAGCAUAUGAUGGGCUUGUCUGGCUGUGUGCUGGAGAGGUUAUCCAGGAUACUGCCAGAGGCAGUAUCAAAAGCUUUGCUAAAACCCAAAUCCGCUGCAUCUAGCAGCUUCCCUUGGUCAACUAGAUGGCUGACCUUGUCAUUAAAGGAAAUUAAGCUCAUUAAGCAGGGCUUGCCCAUGCUGGCUAUGACAAGUGACUGUGUUAUCUCCCAAGUGGUUUUUAGUAACCCCCAGAAUAACCUUCUCUGCAAUUUUACCCAGCACUGAUACGAGCCUGGUAAUUACCAGGGUCUUCCUUCUUACCCUGCUUGGAAACUGGGACAACGUUUGCCAGCUUCCAGGCGACUGGGACCUCUCCAGAUUGUUCAAAAAUAACAGGGAGAGAUCCUGUGAUGACAUCGGCCGGCUCCCCCAAACCCGGGAUGAAUCCUGCCGGGCCCCA